Messenger RNA from Triticum dicoccoides, 645 nucleotides. Its product is annotated as myosin-6-like. The annotation marks the transcript as partial. NCBI's taxonomy places the organism in Eukaryota, Viridiplantae, Streptophyta, Magnoliopsida, Poales, Poaceae. The transcript is spliced from 6 exons. The record is from RefSeq and is a predicted model, not a curated record.
ACACUGGUGAGCUCUCUUGAGACAAAAAUAGAGGAAACGGAAGAGAGGUUUCAAGAACAAGACCAAGUCAGAGAAGAGUCUAUGAAGAAAGCUACAGAGGCAGAGUCACAGCUAAAUCAACUAAAGAAUGCAUUUCUAAGCCUUCGAGAGAAGUUGGCUAGUGCAGAAGCAGAGAUCAUUAAUCUCCGACAACAUGCUGCGAGACCAAGACCUGAUCCUUUGCUUAACAUGCAUAAAAAAUCUAAUUUGAGUGUACCUGCAGACGAACAACAGUCACCACCCACACCUAUGGAAUUCGGACGGAGAUCUUUAAUUGAGAGACACCAAGAGAGUGUUGAAGCACUUAUAAACUGUGUUAACGAAAACAUUGGAUUUAGCGAUGGAAAACCAGUUGCUGCAAUAACGAUAUACAAAUGUCUUCUUCAUUGGAGAACUUUCGAGGCAGAAAAGACAAAUGUUUUUGAUCGGAUUAUUCAGAUUUUUGCUUCAGGAAUGCAGAAACAAGACAGCAACCCCGAUCUUGCAUACUGGCUAUCAAAUGCAUCAUCAUUGUUGAUUAUACUGCAAAAGAGUCUGAAACCUGCUGGCACUGUAACAACACCACUGAAAAGAACAACGACUCAGACGUCUUUCCUUGGGAGGAUG